ACACUACAUGAGUGAAAGAAGAAGGAAAGAGAAGGAGACAUGUAAAGCUCCUUAACCCCACAUUUCUAUAAAAAUUCUUUGAGGACAAAGGCUCAAGUUUUCUUCAGCCUCAUCUGAGAAAAGCAAACAGGCACUCAAAGCUUUAGCAAAGGGCUUUUAUGGGUGCAUAAACGAGAAAAUAUGACAAAGUGAUCAAGAAAGCGAAAAAAAAAGAGCUAGGGAAAAAGUUUUAAAUUUUUAUGGUUCUCUUUUGAAGGCAUGAAUUGAAGUGUGUUUUUUGCAGAGGAUCAUCACUGCAAAGCUAACGAUGGCAGGAAACCCUAGCUGGUGGAGCAUGCAUCCACCUUCACAGCAACCUUCUGCUUUGUUAUCAUCUUCUCCAUCUACCUUCCCUUCCCAAUUUGUACUUGGAUCCUCUCCAUUCCCUUUGAAUUCUCUGCCUGAUAACCAAGAGCUUCCACAGUCAUGGAGCCAACUACUUUUGGGUGGUUCGUCAGGAUAUGAAGAUAGGUACGGUCUGAGUCAAUUUCAGCCUAAAAAGUUGGAAAAUUGGGAAGACCAAAUCUUAAAUCCGUCUCCAAGUAUUUCUUUAGAUGCUGAUGUAAAGCAAGAGGUUUCCCACAAUAGCAACUUAUAUGGUCAUGGAGAAGAAGACUUUCAGGCAGCUAGGCCCACAGCUUGGCCACAAGCGAUGCCGGUCUCUUCCCCUAGGUCUUGCGUCACAAGUUUAAGUAGUAGUACUAGUAUAUUAGACUUCUCUUACAACAAGGCAGAUGGGGCAAGUCAGCAUCCAGAUCAGUCAUCUGAGUGUAACAGUACAGCCACUGGUGGAGUGUGUAAGAAGGCUAGGGUUCAGCCCUCUUCAAGCCAACCUCUUAAGGUGAGGAAGGAGAAGUUAGGUGAUAGAAUAACAGCUCUUCACCAAAUGGUUUCCCCUUUUGGAAAGACUGACACAGCUUCAGUCUUGUUAGAAGCUAUUGGGUAUAUCAGAUUCCUUCAGGGUCAAAUUGAGGCUCUUAGCUCCCCUUACAUGGGCACUGCCUCACCAAAUAUGAGGAACCAGCAACAAUCUGUUCAAGAAGAAAGAAAUUGUGCAUUUUCUGAAGACAUGCAUCAGGAUAAUCAAAACCAGCCAAAGGACUUGAGGAGUAGAGGACUGUGCUUGGUUCCCGUGUCCUGUACUCAGCAUGUUGGAAGUGACAAUGGUGCCGAUUAUUGGGCUCCAGCUAUCGGAGGAGGGUUUUGACCGAUGUAAUAUUAUUCCAAGGCCGUUUCAAAGUUUCAGAGAAUGAUAUAACAUCAUGAGCAGUCACUCUGCUGCAACAUUCCAAGGCUGAUUGCUCAUGAUGGUAUGCUAUUCUAAUUAGAAAUGGCCAUUAAUUGUUUCUGAACCCUCUAGCUUGCAGGCUUCACACUAUCUGUCUGUUGAUGUUUUCUUUGAGCUAUUUUUGUAGAGCUCCUUGAAAUUGAAGUUCAAUUAGCAUUUUCCAUGCAUCUCAAAAUGCUUUUUCCAGGAUUAGCAUUCUUUCUUCAUAUGUUGUUGAAUAGUGGAAUGGCUUCUGCCCCCUAUUAAAUGUAACUGCUUGAUUUCCUGUU
This is a messenger RNA of Populus euphratica (Euphrates poplar), 1596 nucleotides long. Its product is annotated as transcription factor bHLH68-like. Gene Ontology annotation, biological process: regulation of transcription by RNA polymerase II. Lineage: Eukaryota; Viridiplantae; Streptophyta; Magnoliopsida; Malpighiales; Salicaceae. The record is from RefSeq and is a predicted model, not a curated record. Gene Ontology annotation, cellular component: nucleus. Bases 308 to 1246 code for a protein of 312 amino acids. Gene Ontology annotation, molecular function: protein dimerization activity; RNA polymerase II cis-regulatory region sequence-specific DNA binding; DNA-binding transcription factor activity, RNA polymerase II-specific. The transcript is spliced from 8 exons.